Colletotrichum siamense is the source of this 957-nucleotide messenger RNA. It is a transcript of the gene LST8, whose product is annotated as Target of rapamycin complex subunit LST8. Gene Ontology annotation, molecular function: protein binding. The transcript is spliced from 4 exons. Bases 1 to 957 code for a protein of 318 amino acids. The record is from RefSeq and is a predicted model, not a curated record. Gene Ontology annotation, biological process: TOR signaling; regulation of actin cytoskeleton organization. NCBI's taxonomy places the organism in Eukaryota, Fungi, Ascomycota, Sordariomycetes, Glomerellales, Glomerellaceae. Gene Ontology annotation, cellular component: TORC1 complex; TORC2 complex.
AUGUCUGUGAUUCUCUGCACAGCUGGUUACGACCACACAAUCAGGUUCUGGGAGGCCCUCUCCGGCAUCUGCUCCCGCACGAUCCAGCACCCUGACUCCCAGGUCAAUCGCCUCUGCAUCUCCCCCGACAAGCGCUUCCUCGCGGCCGCCGGCCACCACACCGUCAAGCUCUACGACAUCAAGUCCACCAACCCGAACCCGCUGCUGACCUUUGAGGGCCACACGGGCAACAUCACCGGCGUCGCCUUCCACUGCGAGGGCAAGUGGAUGGUCACCUCCUCCGAGGACGGCACCGUUAAGAUCUGGGAGACGCGCAGCGGCCAGGUCCAGCGCAGCUACAACCACGGCUGCCCUGCCAACGACGUCGUCAUCCACCCCAACCAGGGCGAGAUCAUCAGCUGCGACCGCAUGGGCAGUGUUCGCGUCUGGGAUCUCGCUGAGAACAACUGCUCUCACCAGCUCAUCCCGGAGGAGGACGUCUCCGUCUCGAGCGUCACCGUCGCCAGUGAUGGUUCUCUGCUCUGCGCGGCCAACAAUGGCGGAAACGUCUUUGUCUGGCAGCUCCUCCAGACCUACGACCGCACGCAGCUCCUACCCGUGACGCACUUCAACGCGCACAAGGAGUAUAUUACUCGUAUCCUCCUGUCGCCCGACGUGAAGAAGCUCGCGACCUGCAGCGCCGACCACACCGCGCGCAUCUGGGAGGUGAAGGAUCUCGAGCCUGCCCAUAACGAGGAGCCCAAGCCCUUCCCCCUCGAGGCCACCCUGACGGGUCACCAGCGGUGGGUCUGGGACUGCGCCUUCAGCGCCGACUCGGCUUACCUCGUCACGGCCUGCUCCGACCACUACGCCCGACUCUGGGAGCUGCACAGCCAGCAGAUCAUCCGCCAGUACAACGGCCAUCACAGAGGAGCCGUCUGCGUCGCCCUCAACGAUUACUCAGAGUCAGCUAGAUAA